AGAUGAUAGGAGACUGCCAACCGUGCUGGUCAAGCUGAAGACUGCAGUUUCUGGAGUAUGCCAACGCCGGGAUCAAAUUCACGAUGAAGCGCGUGCCAAGGCCAAGCGGACCGAUCAAACCCGAAAAGGAAAUGGUAUCAAGCGAUCGAGUGCCGAGCGGCUGAAUGACGACAACUAUUUACCGUGCGCAGGGACAUUUAUCUGCGACCGGCGUGACAUUGCUCUCUGCUUCCCGCCGGCCUCCUGCCUCCUACCAAUGGCUCCUGCCUCCUCCAUGGCCCCCUCUGCCCGUCGAAAACCAGAUGUCUUUCGCCCAAAGUUUCCUCUCGACCCUCAUGCUGCCUUGAGCUCAAGCGGAAGAGAGCCUUGGUUCCUCAAGACCGACAGACUGCCGUCACUCGCCUCACAGUCACGGCGAGAUGUUAUACUUGUCCUUGGAGCACCUACCACCGAGGAACUGUCCCCGUUGCUGCUCUCCAAACAUCUAUCAAGCUCUCUACUUAUCAUCGCCACCCAUGCACCGCCGGACAUUCCCCACACCACCUUGCCAACGGUGCGCAUUCUACGUCUCAAGCAAGCCCUCGCCAUCGAAGACGCGGGUGCCGUUCGCUUUGUCAACGUGCUCGAGUGGGCAGAACGUGUUGCGCGUCUAUGGCGCAGACAUGGCGGGGUUGGUGCUGUCGAACUCGCGGAAGAAGAAGACGGUCAUGAAUACCUCACUCCCCCAACGUUGUUUGGCUUCUACGGCUCACAGAGCACUCCUGUUUCACCCCGGUCAUCCACGUCCACUCUUUCCACCAACACAAACGCCAACUUGCCGCCUUCUCGUCCACGAUCGGUUUCAGCACGGCUGCUGACUGUGGGCAGGACACGCCAGUCCAUGCUGCCAGCUGUGGAUCCGACUCAACGACCCUUUGACGGCCUUCUCAACUUCUUGCCUGGCAACACGUCUGAUAAAGCGUUGCUCAAACAAUCAAUUCUAGUCACCACGAUUAGUCGGCCGUUCUUGGUGGCUGCGGAUCCCCGCCCCAUAUGUUCGCGAGGGAAGCGAAGGUCAGUAUUCAGUUCAAGAAGCACGACUUCUGUCUAUCUUCCCCCGACUCCACCUUACCAAAGCGGCGAAUCGCUCACCCUGAGCUCACUACCUUGGCCUUCGAAAGCACACCUGGUGCACUUGCUUCCCACCGAUACACGUUCAUUCACCUUACAGGCACGUACGCGAUUAGUGCAAAGCCUUGAAUCUUUCCUAUUAUCAUUCGCCUAUCCCGGGUCAGCAGGCAUGUCCAUGGGCGGGGACGACUGCAUGGAACGUGCGCGCCCGUUCAUCAUGCAGGCGUCUACGUUGGGAGACUUGGUGGUGAACAAAAACGAUUUUGCUGGGACUUCAAAUUCGCCUUACGAGCGAUGGACAAACGAAUGCACGUUGGCAGAGUUAGUCUUUUGCGGUUCAUUGGAUCCGAUAGACUCGUCUUUAUCAUCAACUGCGAACCAAGGAUUCGGCAAAGGCCCUAUAAAUCCAAUGGACCGCACGGCCCCUCGCGCAUGGAUAUCCGGGCCAUCUGAUGUUAUUCUCGUAUCAGAUGACACCAAUAUCCUCUCAACACCCAAUGUUUUGGUCACCCCUCCUGAACCCGCAGUCCUCUCUUCCCCUUCUCCUUCUUCGUUUGGACUUGGUGUAACACGGUCACACGGAGCAUACCCCCCGCUUUCGAUACCUCAAAAUAGUAUUGGCCCCACUAUGUCCACAUCGGCUUCCUUGCCGUCCAGUUUUGGACGACCGAUGAGUAUGGCAGGUGCAAGUCCGUUAGUGCCGAAACGGGCGCGUGGGCGUCAUAAUAGCUUAGGUGCGAGUGGUAGUAGUCGCCCAAGUGGACUCCCUACGCCGCCUGAUUCUGAAGAGUCAGGGUCCGACGUUCACACCCCUGCAGUGAAUGAUAUCAGCGAACAUACGGACGCCGAGGCGAGUUAUCGGAGAAGGGGAGAUGAUAAUGAUGACGAUAGUGGUGCCGAGUUUGGUGCGGGGGCCGCCGCUGCUGCGGAUUCCACUAGUUCGCAGAAGAGCAAAAAGCUUAGGUGGAGGUUUUGGAGGGGUUCGAUUUCAAUGAGAUCUAAGUGAUCGAGGAAAGGCUUGGGGUUUGCUUUUCUUUUCUUCGCAUGCUUAAUGCUCGCCGAGGUGCUUAUUCUCAUCCUUGGAACGAUGGUCCUAUUUUCUAUUAUUCAAUUUCUCAUCAAAUGCUCUGAGCUUUUGUCUUUUCUCCAACUCUUUAUCCUUAUCGUUUUAUGCGCUAAUCACUAUUUACCGGUUCCGUUGAACCUUUCUUCUUGGCCAUGGCUUGCUACUUCACACUUCUUGGACAACAAUUCAAUCCUCAUUACCCAUGCCUCAGGCUUUUCGUUUAUAAUCCCGGCUUUCUCUCUCUUGAUUUACUCCACUAGUUUUUUUUUCCUUGCCCUUUCAUUUUUCUCUUUUCGACGGAUCCGCGCGAAUCCAAACCACAGUCCAAGUCGCUCAGCCGGCUUGCGACUCCCCUCUCCUCUCCGCGGCCGUCAUUCUCUUGAAUUUUUCUCUGGACAUAUCAUGCGCAUCAAUAAUCUCGAUACUCAAUACUUCUGGUAGACACGUUCACUCACUCAUCCCUAUGGCAUACAUGUAUUCUUAGUCACUCUUCACUCACACUCUCUACUCUAUAUUUCUGUUUUUUUUGGGGGGUCUUUCCUUGGUAGAUGCGUAUCCCCCACCCACCCCACCAUCCGGGUACUCCGACAUGACUGGGACUGGUUAGAGUUUAUGACGCAGACAUUUUGACAUCGAUAGUGAUAGAAUUCAAAUACACACAUAUAUAUCUUACAUCAGGAUAGACGUCAUCGUGCUGGUAUUG
Molecule: messenger RNA, 2879 nt
Organism: Somion occarium
Lineage: Eukaryota; Fungi; Basidiomycota; Agaricomycetes; Polyporales; Cerrenaceae
Source: the annotation of a GenBank genome assembly